UGCUAAUCUGCGGCUUGUGUUCUGCAAACACUCUUUUUGCAAUUUCAUAGAACCCACUUUACAUUUCUUUAAAAAAAAAAAAAAAAAAACUAGAUCAUACGGUAUUUUCCUUCGACAAAGAGGGGGAGUUUCGAGUCUUAGCAUCCUUUUUCUGUUUCCGUACAUCUAACUUGUUGCGGCACAGUUUGUUGCCUGGUUGCCUGCCACUUGUUUGCAAUCGAUUGUUUUGGCCUGAAUUCAAGUUUUACUUUGUUUUCAGGGAAAAAAAACGAAGAAAUCAAAAGGAGACUCGGUUGUUGUUGCUACUCCUUUGCCAGCUGUGUUGGGAGGGCAAAGCGAGCGUUGCAAAAGGAAAAGAUGACUAAUCUAUGGAUUUCAUUUUGCGGGUGUUCAGACAGUACUGACAGGAACUGUAAUUCAGAUUUGAUUUGCAUCACAAAUCCAUCUUCGUGUAUGAAUCAUGUUCUGAUCAUUUGUUUCGACUUAGUGCUCCUCGUAAUGUUACUCCUCAACAUGUUUUACAAGUCACCAUUGAGAUCCAGUGGUAUAUCAUCUUGCUUUCAAAGAAAAUUAGGUUUGCAGUUAGUUUCCAUGAUCUUUAAUGGUUUACUGGGAACUCUGUACCUAUGUUUGGGCAUUUGGACGUUGAAGACCGUAAUAAGCACAAAACACACUGUUCUUCCUUUGCAUCAAUGGAUACUUUUCUUGUUGCAUGGAUUAACAUGGUUAACAGUCUCACUAACAGUGAGUCUGUUAGGAACACGGUUUUCAAUAACGCUCCUUCGGCUUCUGUCAAUAGCUGCCUUUCUAUUUUCUGGGAUUUUCGGCAUUUUAUCUAUGGUAUCUUCGAUUGAUAAUAAAAGGGUGUCAAUCAAGAUAGCUCUGGAUUUAACAUCUCUCCUGGGAGCAGCAUUGUUAUUGGCAUGCACAUAUAAGGGCUACAACUAUGAAGAAACUGAUGAGAGAGACCUUUAUACCCCUCUAAACAGUGAGAGUAAAGCCAUCAAAGUAGAUUAUAAUGACAGUCUUACCCCUCUUUCGAGGGCGGGAUUUCUCAAUGUAAUGUCGUUUUGGUGGUUAAAUCCGUUGAUGAAAACGGGCAGUGAGAAGACUCUCGAAGAAAAAGAUAUGCCCAAAUUGUGCAUUGAAGAUAGAGCAGAAUCAUGCUAUUUGAAUUUUGUGGACCAGUUAAAUAACCGGAAACAUUUGCAUCCAUCAAUUUUGAAAGCAAUAGUGAUGUGCAAUUCGAGAGAGCUUUUAAUAUCUGGAUUCUUCGCGUUGAUGAAAAUAAUUACAGUUUCUGCAGGCCCUCUUUUUCUCAAAGCUUUCAUAAGGGUAGCGGAGGGCGAUGAAAGUUUUAAUGGCGAGGGAUACGUGUUAGCGAUAUCACUUUUCUUUGUUAAAGUAUUUGAGUCGUUGUCACAACGACAAUGGGAUUUUAGGAGUAGACUUAUUGGUAUAAGAGUCAGAUCCUUACUUACAGCAGCAAUAUAUAAAAAACAACUGAAUUUAUCUAAUGCUGCUAAAAUUACACAUUCGGCUGGUGAGAUUAUGAAUUUUGCAACUGUGGAUGCUUAUAGAAUCGGGGAAUUUCCUUACUGGUUGCAUCAAAGUUGGACAACCGCUCUCCAGCUUUUACUUGCACUCUUGAUUCUUUUACAAGCUGUUGGUUUGGCUACAUUUGCAGCUUUGGGAGUCAUCAUAUUGUCGGUCCUUUGCAAUAUGCCACUUGCUAAACUACAACACAAGUUUCAGUCAAAGCUAAUGGUUGCCCAAGAUGAACGGCUUAAAGCAGUCUCUGAGGCACUUGUGAAUAUGAAAGUUUUGAAGCUUUAUGCAUGGGAAAUUCAUUUUAAGGGUGUGAUUGAAAAACUUAGGGAGAUUGAGUUUAAAUGGUUAACAGCUGUUCAGCUUCGAAGAGCUUAUAAUAGCUUUCUUUUUUGGUCUUCACCUCUUUUGGUCUCAACCGCUACUUUUGGGGCUUGUUAUUUUAUCGGGAUUCCAUUAAAUGCGAGCAAUGUUUUCACAUUUGUGGCAACUUUACGAUUGGUUCAAGAUCCCAUUAGAACCAUCCCUGAUGUUAUUGGGGCAUUUAUUCAAGCAAAAGUAGCUUUUUCCAGAAUCUUGAAUUUUCUGGAAGCACCUGAGCUGGAGAGUGCUCAUGUGAGACAGAAGGUGAGCAAGGAUGGCUUGGAUUACAAUAUUUUUAUUGAUUCGGCGAGUCUUUCUUGGGAUGGGAAUCUGUUGAAGCCUACUCUACGGAACAUUAAUUUACGGGCUCGAUUGGGUCAAAAGAUAGCUAUCUGUGGAGAGGUAGGAUCGGGCAAGUCCACACUUUUGGCUGCAAUUCUUGGAGAGGUUCCGAUAAUCGAAGGAGGAAGUCUUCGAGUAUAUGGGAGCAUUGCAUAUGUUUCUCAGUCUGCUUGGAUUCAAACAGGAAGUAUACGUGACAAUAUUUUGUUCGGGUCUGAGAUGGAUGAUCAAAGAUACCAAGAAACACUCAAGAAGUGUUCUUUGGUGAAGGAUCUUGAGCUGCUACCAUAUGCUGAUCUUACAGAAAUAGGAGAAAGAGGCGUUAAUCUCAGUGGUGGACAAAAGCAACGAAUUCAACUUGCUCGUGCUUUAUAUCAAGAUGCUGAUAUCUAUUUGUUGGAUGAUCCAUUUAGUGCUGUGGACGCACAUACUGCUUCGAGCUUAUUUAAUGAAUAUGUUAUGGAAGCGCUUUUCAGGAAGACGGUUUUGCUUGUAACUCACCAAGUUGAUUUCCUUCCUGCAUUUGAUUCUGUUCUGCUAAUGUCAGAAGGGGAAAUCCUAGCAGCUGCACCUUACAAUCAACUAAUGGCAUCAUGUCAAGAAUUUCAAGAUUUAGUGAACGCACACAAAGAAACCGCAGGCUCCGAAAGACUUGCAGAGGUUACUUCUUCCACAAGGCACAUACCUUCAAUAAAGGACAAUAAAAACACUCAGACCGCCAAAAUAUCCGAAAGCUCAGAUAACGACCAACUGAUCAAAAAAGAAGAAAGGGAAGAAGGUGACACAGGUUUUAGACCUUACGUACAAUAUUUGAAUCAAAAUAAAGGCAAUGUGUUCUUCUCCAUUGCUGUAUUUUCACAAGUUGCCUUUGUGUUAUGUAACGUGUCUCAAAACUCAUGGCUGGCUGCAAAUGUGGAUAAUGAUGAUGUCAGCACUCUGAAAUUAAUUCUGGUUUAUUUAGCUCUCGGAGUUGUAGCAAUCGUGUUUCUGCUUGUUAGAUCACUCUUCACAGUUGCAUUGGGGCUACAGUCAUCCAAAUCUAUAUUUUCACAGCUGCUAAUCUCUCUAUUUCGUGUGCCUAUGUCGUUUUACGAUUCAACCCCUUUGGGUAGGGUGCUAAGCAGGGUCUCGGUUGAUUUGAGUAUUAUUGAUCUUGAUAUUCCGUUCUAUUUCAUGUUUCUUCUAGCUGCCACGACAAAUUUCUGUAUGAACACAGGGGUGUUGGUCUUUGUUACCUGGCAAGUCUUGUUUGUCUCUAUACCACUGUUCUACGUGGCACUUCGUCUGCAGAGGUUCUAUUUCUCAUCUGCAAAAAUGCUGAUGCGGAUCAAUGGGACAACGAAAUCAUUGGUGGCAAACCAUCUGGCUGAAUCAGUGGCAGGAUCCAUGAUAAUAAGAGCUUUUCAACAAGAAGACCGAUUCUUUGCCAAAAAUCUUGAAGUUGUUGACAUAAAUGCAAGUCCUUACUUGCAUAGUUUUGCUGCAAACAAUUGGUUGAUCCAACGGCUCGAAACAAUCAGUGCAACCGUCUUAUCAGCUUCCGGACUCUGCAUGGUGUUGCUUCCGCCUGGAACUUUCAGUUCUGGUUUUAUUGGAAUGGCAAUAUCUUAUGGGCUGUCUUUAAACAUGUCACUUGUUAUGUCAAUUCAACACCAAUGCACUUUAGCAAACUAUAUAAUCUCAUUCGAAAGGGUCAAGCAGUACAUGCAUUUACCGAGCGAAGCUCCUUUAGUGAUUGAAGAGAAUCGGCCCCCUGCUAACUGGCCAAACACGGGUAAAAUCGAUAUCCAAGACUUACAGAUUAGGUACCGACCCGAUGCACCUCUUGUUCUCCGUGGGAUCACUUGUACGUUUCAAGGAGGACACAAGAUUGGUAUAGUUGGCAGGACGGGCAGUGGAAAGACUACACUCAUUGGUGCUCUAUUUCGAUUGGUGGAGCCCGCUGGCGGUAAUAUUGUUGUUGAUGGGAUAGACAUUUCUACAAUUGGACUUCAUGAUUUGAGGUCACGAUUUGGCGUUAUACCUCAAGAUCCUACACUUUUCAACGGAACGGUUAGAUACAACUUGGACCCCUUAUGUCAACACACAGAUCAGGAAAUAUGGGAGGUUCUUGGGAAGUGUCAGCUUAGUGAGGCUGUUCAGGACAAAACAGGCGGGCUGGAUUCAAUAGUGGUGGAAAAUGGAACAAACUGGAGCAUGGGGCAACGCCAGUUGUUUUGCUUGGGGCGUGCGUUGUUAAGGAGAAGCAAAAUUUUGGUGCUGGAUGAAGCAACUGCAUCGGUUGACAAUGCUACAGACACAAUGUUACAAGAAACCAUCAGAUCGGAGUUUGCUGACUGCACCGUCAUCACAGUGGCUCAUCGCAUACCAACUGUGAUGGACUGCACCAUGGUUCUAACCAUGAGCGAUGGAAAAAUCACAGAGUAUGAUGAACCAAUGAAGCUGAUGAAAAGAGAUGAUUCAUUGUUUGGACAGCUUGUUAAGGAAUAUUGGUCACACUCUCAAUCUACAGAAAUUCUUUAAACUUCAAAUUCAAGAUUUAACUACCUAUAAUCCUCCUGUUAUACAUACGAGAAUAAAACGUAAUGUUUAAUGAUUUUAUUAUCACACUUCUUUUAUCAUUACAUCUAAGUUUUGAUUCUUUUUUUUAUUACUUUGUCAGUCUUUAUUCACAAAAACCGAAUUCAGGUUUAUUGGUUUGUAAAAUGAUAAAAAUGUUAUUGACCGACUAGCUGGAUAUCGGUCUUUUAAAAGUCAA
This is a messenger RNA of Helianthus annuus (common sunflower), 5011 nucleotides long. Its product is annotated as ABC transporter C family member 10. Gene Ontology annotation, biological process: transmembrane transport. Gene Ontology annotation, molecular function: ATP binding; ATP hydrolysis activity; ABC-type transporter activity. Gene Ontology annotation, cellular component: vacuolar membrane; plant-type vacuole. The transcript has 14 exons. The record is from RefSeq and is a predicted model, not a curated record. Lineage: Eukaryota; Viridiplantae; Streptophyta; Magnoliopsida; Asterales; Asteraceae. The coding region runs from base 358 to 4776 and encodes 1472 amino acids.